UUGGGCAGAACCAGAUGGAAAAGAGACCUUCUUUUAAAUAUCCCCGUAUGCCCCCGGAAGAGACUUCCAAUUACUUGAUUUCAAAUACAUUUUCUCCUUUUCUCCAAAUCUGCAAACUUAUCUUCCAAAAGUCAACACUCUUACCAUUCUAUCUAAACUCACCUCACCUACAUCAUAACCAUCACUAUGUCAUUCCUCACAUCCAUCCGUGCCUCCUCCCGCCAAGCUAUCCGGACCAACUUCGCCGUGCCAGCUUCCACAUUCCACUCCUCAGCAGCCCGGAGCUUGAAAGAGGAUGAUACGAGAGACCGCGAGGACCUAUCCAACCACUACGAAUCCCAUAAGCAACAAGGCAUCAAGGACACCAAGGAGGGCAAGGGGAAGUGGAAGUCCGAGCUGGCUAGUAACAGCGAGGCGGGGGUCAAAGCGGAUCGCGGCGAAUUAGAUGGUGAUGGCUCUUUCCAGGAGCUGCAGGAGAAGACGAAACAUGUUGGGAAGCAGAAUGGCAAUUAAGCAAUAAGCGAAAGAUGUCGGCAUUUUGUAACUUUUAGAUCACGGCCUUGGUUUAUUCCACAUGUGUAUUUUAUUGAGGCAGUCUGCGGGUGAGGCUGUUGGGAGUCUUUUAUGGUGGUUUAUUCGAGUUUAUGGCAUUCCUCAAUGACAAUUGAUACUACACA
Penicillium samsonianum is the source of this 677-nucleotide messenger RNA. RefSeq lists its product as uncharacterized. The transcript has 3 exons. Lineage: Eukaryota; Fungi; Ascomycota; Eurotiomycetes; Eurotiales; Aspergillaceae. Bases 187 to 513 code for a protein of 108 amino acids. The record is from RefSeq and is a predicted model, not a curated record.